Messenger RNA from Brettanomyces nanus, 996 nucleotides. RefSeq lists its product as uncharacterized. Gene Ontology annotation, cellular component: cytoplasm; nuclear pore. The record is from RefSeq and is a predicted model, not a curated record. Gene Ontology annotation, molecular function: GTPase activator activity. NCBI's taxonomy places the organism in Eukaryota, Fungi, Ascomycota, Pichiomycetes, Pichiales, Pichiaceae. Gene Ontology annotation, biological process: protein import into nucleus. Bases 1 to 996 code for a protein of 331 amino acids. The transcript has a single exon.
AUGAGUGACAAAUCAGAGAGUAUAAAGAAUGAUGAUAAGGAGGAGAAGGUGGAGACAAGUAAAUUCAUAAGGAAAAUGGAUGACGUAAAGUCGAAUACAGAAAAUAAGAAACGACCAGCAGAAGAUGAGACGUCCCAGCCUGUCAAGAAAUCCAAAGCAAAGCAGGAGACACCACAAGCAGAGACACCGAAGACAGAGAAACCAAUAGCAGAGACAUCGAAGACAGAGAAACCAAUAGCAGAGAAACCGAAAUUUGUUUUUGGAGCCACUACUCCGUUUGGAAAAGCAGGAGGAUUUGGAGGAUAUGCGAGUAUGAAGUCCGAGAAGGGGAUUUUCAACACUGAAACAGAGAAGAAAGGCAAGAAUGAAGAUCAGCAUAACAAUGAAGUUAGUGGUGGCAAGAUUUUUGGCAGUGGAUCGACUUUUGGUAAUGCAUUCAAAGAUGCAGUAAAAAAGAAGUCUAUUUUUGAUGAAUCUUCAAAGAAGGAGACUUCUCAAAGUAAUGAAGAUGAAUCAUCGGAGACCCAUCUGGACUCUGUUUAUCGUACUAUUCAUCUUCAGAAGAAAGAUAUGAAAUCAGGAGAAGAGGAGGAAAGUACAUUGUAUCAAGUGAAGUCUAAACUCUACAGAAUGGAUCUCACUAAGAUGUCAGAAGGAUGGAGAGAAAGAGGAGCAGGAAUGCUCAAAGUAAAUCAACUCAAAAAACCUACAGAAAGCUACAAGGCUAGACUUAUUAUGAGACAAUCGGGAAAUCUGAAGUUGAUAUUGAACCUUCCAAUCGUGAAGAAUCUUGAAAUAUUUCGAGGAAUGACGAGUUCGUUUUCUGGAAACAAGUUUAUUCGAGUUCAAACUGUCGAAGAAGGCAAACCGAUACAAUACGCACUGAAAAUAGGACAAGUCGAGAAUGUAUCGUUGAUGUACGAAACAAUAAUGGGAGAAAUUCCUAAGGAGAAGGAAGAUAAAGAGUCGGGAGAAACAAAGUCUUCAAAUGCAUAA